Messenger RNA from Temnothorax curvispinosus, 4462 nucleotides. RefSeq names its product E3 ubiquitin-protein ligase KCMF1-like. The annotation marks the transcript as partial. Gene Ontology annotation, molecular function: zinc ion binding. The record is from RefSeq and is a predicted model, not a curated record. Gene Ontology annotation, cellular component: plasma membrane. Gene Ontology annotation, biological process: synaptic signaling. Lineage: Eukaryota; Metazoa; Arthropoda; Insecta; Hymenoptera; Formicidae. The transcript has 7 exons.
CUAAACAUUUUUGUUUUAGGGGUUAGCUGUGAUUCCUGCUUGAAGGGAAAUUUUCGGGGUCGUAGAUACAAGUGCCUCGUAUGCUACGAUUAUGAUCUAUGUGCCAGCUGCUACGAGGGAGGCGCCAGUACCACUCGCCACCUCACAGAUCAUCCUAUGCAAUGCAUACUUACUAGAUCUGACUUUGAAUUAUACUAUGGUGGCGAAGGAGUGAGUGUCGAACAGCCCCAAUCUUUGACUUGUCCCUACUGUACAAAAAUGGGCUUUACCGAGGCUACAUUACAAGAACACGUUGCUGCUGAUCAUCCGGAUAUUUCGUUCGAAGUCGUUUGUCCAGUGUGCGCAGCAGUGCCAGGUGGAGAUCCUAAUCAUGUAACUGAUGAUUUCGCUGGCCAUCUGACACUAGAACACCGCAGUGGGCCAAGGGACCUGAUCUCCUUUCUGGAUGAACCAACUGCAAGUAGACACGGUGUUAGACGGAUACCGCAUCCAUCUAGAGCCGUUGGAGCUCCACGUGGACGUAGGUCCAACAUGCAUUUCAGUUCAUCUGGAGGGCUGAGCCCAAGUAAUCGUGAAGGCAUAGAUCCAAUUGCGGAAUUGCUGUCUCAAUUGUCAGGAGUACGCAGAAGUGGAGGCGGAAGUGGACAAAGUACAUCAGCACCUACACAAUUACAGCAAUUACAAAUGCAGUUGCAAUUAGAGCGACAACAAGUUCGGGCUGCCAGACAACAACUCGAAAGAUUACCCAGAAGACAGACGCAAGUGAUCGGUUCUGUAAGUGGAGGCAGCGGGGGUGGCAGCGGCGGGGGUGGCGGUCAUACUACUACUAUGGGGACAACGAACAGUGCAAGUAGUAAUAAUAACGCGACCAAUGCGGCCAACCCGUCCGGUGUGUCUUCGACUAAUUCACAGAAUAAUAUGUCCCUGUUACCCAGAUGCAUCAUAACCACGCCGUCUGACUCACAACUGCAAAGUAUUGAACGCGAGAGUGCAAAUAGGAGCCUGUUUGCACGUGAACUUAUUGUCGGAACGCUUUCCCAAACAUUGUCAGAAUUGAUGCAGCAACAGUGCGCUGUGCAAACACCGGCGUCGAAUGCGACUACUGCCACGACCAGUCCUGAAACACCAAACGCCAAUACUUCCAUUGUUUCUGCGAAAAAAUUGGGAGUAACUCAGGAAGCGAAGAGGGAACAAGCGACAAGUAAACACGUGACAUCACAGGCACCUGUGCAACAAAAAGAAUCGCAUAUUCUGCAGGCUGCUGCUGCUGCUGCUGCUACUACUACUGGCAGCGUAGGUUCAGGUCUGCAAAAUCAGGGCUUAUCCUCGAAUCCUAAUAGCAUUGCAACACAAAAUCCACCUAUAGUUCAAACAUUGAUGCAUAGUGUAUUACCUCAGCCAUUGGUACUGCAGCAACCACUGCCGCCACCAAUUAGGAAUACUGGUACCGGAACUAUCAGGGAACCGAUAGCAGCUCCGGCGCCCGCUUACCUCAGAGGUGGAGUUGGCUCGGUCGGAGUGACAGGCUCUUCGCGUAGGAAGCCGGUUAGGGCAGUAGAUGGCAGAAACCAAUCUACGGAACCGCCACCCCCACACUAACCCCUCCUUAGCCCGUGUACCCAUCCUCCACCCUGAUUCCUCACACAGGAUCCCCUAGCACUAGUCCUAGCACUGUUUAGAACACCUCAUCAUUAUUGUUAUUAUUAUAAUAUUAUAUAUUAAUAAUUAUUCGAAACGCCCUCUCCUUUCUUCCUCCUCCUCCCUCUCAUCCAUGUCCUCAUCCUUUUGUGCCCUAAUGCUACUACAAAACUUUCCCGAACUUUAAUCUCGCCAUUUUUGCUGUUACGUGACAUGGAACAAGGGCAAGGGCUGAUUCGCUGGCCACUGCGGCAUCUUUGCGAAUAAUAAUGUACAUAACUCACACUUCUUGCAGUCAUGCUCGAAAUAUAUAGAGUUCGUUCGCGUGUACUACUCUUCUUCGAAUGAGUCUUGCCACGUUCUUCCACGCUGACGUGCUACCACGAUACGGCGUUAUCUUUUACCCGCUGGAGAGCAGGUGUUUGCGAACCAACACAAAAAUGUAUUGUAAAAAGAGGUUCUUACGAAGACGAAGCGACAUUAGCGUUUGUUGUUCGGUUAUUGAGGUAUCGAAGAAUAGUACGAACACGCAAAAGGAUAAAUACACGCAAAAGGGUACUUGGAUCAGCAUACUGACAUAAGAAUUCAGCAAUAUACUUGUAGUAUAUAUUGAUCCAAUGAUGGUGAAUGAAUGUGUACGCGAAUGUAGCUUUUCCAUAUUGCAUUUUGCGUAUGUUAUACACGAUUGCCGUCAUGAUACGAAAUGCGAGAGGUUUUAUUGAUCAACAUACCCGGUGCAAAUCGAACGAUCGACCGCUAAUGUAUACUUGUAAUACGAUACGUCUCCCUUUUUUUUUCAGAUAAAAAUAUACGAAUGCAAAAUCAUGCCUGGGCUGGUCCGUAAUACUAACGCUUUUAAAUUGCUUUAACCUACAGAUAACUUCUCCGGCGCACUAAUAAUGGAAAAAAUGAUACACAAAACGAUUGUAGGAACGAAUGUCACGAAUGGUAUAACAGUGCAGAACAACGUUGCUGCAUAUUUUUCAGAUGACUACUUAGAUUAUAAUUCUCGUUAUAAUAGACUCCUGUAUGCUUUACAAUCAAUAAAUCAUUGGUAUAAUGUACGAGAAAGUCAUUUAUAGUCUAUAAUUAUCAUUUGUAGUCUACACGAACUUCCUUUAUCUUUUAACUCGUUUAAAUAGAGUUUGUUCGCUGUGGCAUUUUACACAAUUUUACAUCGUAGACUAAACAAACGAAGGGAUUUACGAAAAGAAUGAAUUAUAUUAAGGGAAUAAAUUUUAUGUAUUAGACUUUAGAAAUAGAUGUUUAAUUGAAUUAGAUAUAAUUUAGUAAAAAUCGGUACUGGCGGACCAUCCCUUGGCAUACUUAUGGCAUAAAAUGUCGUAAAGUGGAGAGAUUACAUUUAGAUAUUAUAAAUUAUGAUUUUAUGUCAGCCGUUAAAUUAACAUUUCAAAAUAUAUGGUUUCUAGAGUGUUUAUGUUUUAAAUGUAUUUAAUGUUUCACUAAUAUUUAGUGUUCACCAAAUUAUAAAUUUCAAGAUUUAGUGUUGUAUAUUAUGGGAGCUUCCCAGCAAGCGACACAAGUCGGCACAAACAUCGUUCUAUCUUUCUUUUUUUGGCAAUGAGUAACAAAGAUAUGUCGACUUGUGUCGCUUGCAGGCAAGCUCCCGAUAUAAUUUUACAUUAGAUGUAAACUUGUGACGCAUAGAAUUGAGAAAUAAGGCUUUUUUUUAAAUUAGUCACUCCAUUUUAAGACGUUAAACAAUUGCAGUAACCGUAAAAAAAAAACUUGUUCUAUCACAAUUAUACUUGGAUCUAUAUAUUUAUAUUCGUUAAAAAGCGUAAAGUAAAAAAAUUUUUCAUAUCGUGAUCCGAUAAUGGAAAGUGUUCAAAUUUUUCUUUUCAAUUUUGUCGAAAACAAGCCAAGUCUUUCAAAUAUAUUAAAUUUUUUUUUAAUAGAGAUAUAUUUAUUUCUAUAAAACACACGCGAAGGUAACAUCGGUAACAUUGUAUCGGAGUGUGCGUGCGAUGUAAUACGGAUGCAUUUGUAAGAUUUCUACCGAGAGUAGAAAAUUUCGAAGAUGCUCGUGUACAUCAGCGUUAUCUGCUUUUCUCGUUUCUUUUCUUCGAAUACUAUUCUUCCUUUUCUUUCUUUUGCAUGUUCACUAGUCCGUAUACAUGAUAUCUCUUGCCCCGUCUCGUUAAUGUUUUCAAUCCAAAUUGUCUGUCACCUAAGAUCCCGUGUGAGCGUGUAUCUGCAAGAUGUGGUGGCUCUGCAAACCCCCCUCUGAGCGUUUUACAAAGUGUGCAAAAAUGAUAUAUACACGCCGUGUAGAUCCACGAGAAAAAGAAAGAAAGAAGAGUUAAAAUAUUUAGUGUGCAAAUCUAUUACGAUAGAGUAUGAACUUCAGAGCUUGAUCAUCUUAUUUUUUUGUGCGCAAGAUCGAGAAACUUCAAAACUAAAUUUAAACGAAAAGUAGAAAACAGAUUGUAAAGGAAACUUGUUGAACUUUUAAUUGUCGUUUCUCCGAUGUUCUUGGAUGUUUUGCUUGUCUUUCCACCCGUACUCGAUAUACUUUGAGCAAGUGAUUUACUUUUUUAAAUAGUUAUUCACGAUCUUGUAUUUCGUAUUGUGUAAUUAGUUGCAAUUUACAGAAGAAUAGAUCCGAAACGUAAAUAAAACGGGGUGCACUUAAUUGCCUUAAUGCAGGAUGCCUGAAAAAAAAAAAAAAAUUAGGAUUCGACAGCCUCUCUUUGAGAAGCGGAUGUGCCUGCAUUUGCGAAAGUCUCUGCGCAUGAUGCUCCGUGAUGAAGUUAAUACUGUACUGAGCUAAUCUUAAUAAACGUAUGCGUAUGUAAAAUUA